CAAUAGAUGACACUAUGAAGUAGGAUCAUGAUGUGUGUAGGUGAUAGCCCAUAAAAUGUUUCAAUUCUUACAACCGCAAUAGAAAUAAAUAGAAACAAGUAUAUAAUAUAUAUAAACAUGUAAGGAAAAGAAAUAUUUUGUUAAUAUAACAAGUGUAUAAGAUAUGACUUAGCUAUAAGUAGAUGGGAAAAAGAUGAUCUGAAAGGAAUGUAAAGAGUUUGCCUGAUAUAAUAAAAGAAGUGGACAGUUCUUUAACCUGAACGACGGAACAAUGGUUGGAAUUUUCACGGAUUUCUCGUGCAUUACAAUCUGAAGAUGUCGCACGAGACAUUGGAAUUACCCGUGAUCAAUUCACCUGGUCAGGGAAAGCGAAUUUCCCAGUCGGAAAGAGGUGAGAGUCGGGCUAUGUUUGUAUCCCCUAGGAGUUUCCACACGGAUUUCCACCCCAGACGCUCAGUACGUGAACCGGAAAUUGAGCGACGUAUAGUGUUACUCGGCCGUGCAGGCAGUGGAAAAAGUGCCAGUGCCAAUACUCUAUGUGGGCGUCACGUGUUUCUAGAAGCCCGUUGGGGACGCUUUCACACAACUGAAUGCCAGAGGGUGGUUGUGUCGAGGUUUGGUAGAAGAAUGGACAUUUUAGACACGCCAGGAUUUCUGCUUGAUUCAGAUAUUAAAAAUCAUAAAGUGAGACGAGAAUUUGCUAAAACAAUUGGAAUAUCGUCACCAGGUCCCCAUGUUUUCGUGUUUGUGUUCCCCACACCUCACAUGCAUAGAUGCGACGUGGAAAUAUUUCAAAAAUUUAUCCACGUGUUUGGAGUCCAGGUGUUAAAUUACACGGUGCUGUUAUUUUCGAAAGCAGACGAUCUUGAUUAUUUCUCUCUUACAAAGCAAGCGUUCAUUCUAUCUGCUCCUCAUGAAUGGAAGGCAAUAAUGAAAGCGUGCAACUACCGUUGCGUAUGGUUUCAAAAUCGUUCACCACCUCUGGAGAAAGAACUUAUGGUCCGAACAUUCCUUGAAACUCUAGAACUCACUAUCAAUCAAAACUAUGGUCAGUAUUUCUGCAAUGAUUUAUACUGGACAGUGGAGAAGACCAUUAUAGAACGCGAUAUUACUCGUAGUGACCAAAACGCAAAGUUAAAUAAGUUACGACGAAAGUUGCGUGUGAAUCUUGAUGCUGGAGUAAAGAAACAUUACGGAGAUACACGGAAAGACCCGAAUCGGACUCGGGAAGACUUCAGAAAAGAUUUAGAGGGUACAAAUUUGAAACUUGUGGAUACUAUAUGGGGAACUAUCAAAUACUUCAACUGCAUUAAGAUUCUACAUCGACCAAAACAUCUUACGGAGCACCAACAUGACGUCAUUACAGAAGGCCUUGACCUUGAUGUUCAGCAGCCGACAACAAAAAAGGAUGAAGACGACACCAAACGUCAUAUGACAACCGCUAAACCACAAAACAUUGAAAAACGUGGACGCAUGCCAAAACAUGAAAAAAUAAUCAAAUACGUUCCGAAACAAGAGGUCGAACCUCAAACGGAUAGAGGACGGGGUGUUAGACUCCCUAAAUUAGUUACGAGGUAUAAAUAAAACCUAGUCCCA
This is a messenger RNA of Ruditapes philippinarum (Manila clam), 1596 nucleotides long. Its product is annotated as GTPase IMAP family member 7-like. Bases 316 to 1584 code for a protein of 422 amino acids. Gene Ontology annotation, molecular function: GTP binding. The transcript is spliced from 3 exons. The record is from RefSeq and is a predicted model, not a curated record. Lineage: Eukaryota; Metazoa; Mollusca; Bivalvia; Venerida; Veneridae.